This is a messenger RNA of Cheilinus undulatus (humphead wrasse), 2771 nucleotides long. RefSeq names its product nuclear factor 7, brain. The record is from RefSeq and is a predicted model, not a curated record. The coding region runs from base 170 to 1498 and encodes 442 amino acids. Gene Ontology annotation, molecular function: protein binding. The transcript has 10 exons. Lineage: Eukaryota; Metazoa; Chordata; Actinopteri; Labriformes; Labridae.
AAGUCCAAAGAUCAGGCAGACGCAGAGAGGAACAAAUAGGUUGACCUGAGAGUGGUGACCGUCCAGUCUUCGCCAGCCAGAGCAGAGCUGCACCACAGCCGCCUCAGACAACGGCUACGACACAAGGAACCCUGGGAAUAUCAGCACACCCGGAAUACAAUACUUCGCCAUGGAGAUGGAGAUGAAGGAGAUGAAGGAGAUGAAGGUGACAAAAAGCAUCCUGAAAACUAAGAAACAAGUGAGCAUACUGGACAACAGCCAGAGCAGCUCCAUCGGGCCUGUGCGCUGGAAUGUACCUGAGGAGAGCACCCAGCCUCACAACUCAGCACCCAGCGGACCCACAAACACCAACAGCAGCCUCAGCCAACACUCACAGCAACACCCUCGUCAGGUGGGCUUGAAGAACCUCCGCAGCUUGCAGGAGUGUGUGCAGUUCAUCCAUCACUGGAAAGAGCAGGUGGACCAAGUGUGCAAGAAAGGCAAUGCUGAUCCAAAAGAGGGAACUCACAAGAAAGAAGACCAAAUCACUGACAAGAGAACUGAGCGCAGCCUGGAGGAGAGCAGGAAGCUGAUCCUGGAGUGGGCUGAUGAACUCAAUCAUGUCGACAAGCUCCUGAAGAGCACCUCCUGGGCUAAGGUUCAAGAAAAAGACAAAAAAGAUCAGGACCCCAAAGAGGAGACCCAGCUGAGGAUCAUGGAGUGGGCAAAGGAGCUGCAGGAGGCGACUGAGAGCUGUGGUGUGCAGAGUGAAGAGCUGGGGAAAGUGCUGCGUUUGCUCGGUUUGAAAAAGAAACGGCUCGUCAACCUGAUGCCUCUGAUGGAGUUCAUCACCUGGUCUCUACUCAAAGAAGACAGCACGGUGUUGGUUUCACAGAUUUGGCUGCUGGCAAAGCAAAGGACAUGGAAAGCAGGAAUCCCGAGAUACAUCCCAAACUCUGUUUGGAGUUGGAUUUGCAGUGCAGCAGCUGACGUGAUCCUCGACCCAAAGACCAACAACCCCUGGCUAGUGCUAUCAGACGACCAGCGUAUGGUCCAGGAAGCCCACACUGAGGCCGAUUUACCGUACAGCCCCCAGCGCUUUGACAGCUGGCCCUGCGUCCUGGGCUGGGAGGGCUACAACAGCGGCCGCCACUACUGGGAGGUGGACAUCGCCAACAAUGGCUACUGGCGUAUCGGCAUGACCACGGCAGACUCCAAACGUGAAGGCCACUUCCCCAUGAGCCCAAAGCAGGGGUACUGGACCCUGUGGCGAAGCACACAGAAGUUCUACGCCUGCACCAAGCCGGAGACUCUGCUGCCUAACAGCCUGGUGCCUCGACGGGUUGGGGUCUACUUAGACUACGAAGAGGGACAGAUCUCCUUCUACAACGCGGAAACUAAGUUCCACAUCUACACCUUCACCGGGAGCUUUAGAGGAAAGCUGUAUCCUCUGUUUGCACCGCUGGAUGGUCGCACACUCAUGAGAAUCAUCCCGCCAAACAAAAUCUCCACACACUGAGAGAUGAACCCUAACUCUGGGACUACUUCAAGGAUUAAUGUUGACUUUAACAUAAAUUCAGCUCAGAGAAAACAUCAAAAAUAACAUCCAAACACUGGUGAUUUCCUCUGAAUGUUACUCUAAAUCUAUGGACCAUAUUAGAUGAUAGAUUCUGACAGUUUCUCUUUUUAAACUGGAUCUAAAAUCACUGAAGCAUCAGGUGAAACAUGCUUUGAAGAGCCGCAGACACUUUAAAAGACCAGACUUAAUCAAAGUGCUGAUGAUGUACAAUGACUAUAAAAGAAAUCUAAAUGGCCAUUUUAAUCAGGCCUUUAUGAAAUGAAACCCUCUGUGAAUGUAAAAAUAUUUAUUUAUAUUUUAUGGAAUAAGCUUAAUAAAAGGCAAUGAACACUGAAAAACAGGGUUGUAACGAUGCACUCAACUCAUGAUACAAAUCCUUUCAAACACUGGAUUAAACAAAAUAAAUGUAUAAUAUGAUUGUUUUAUUGUGAUUCUACAAUAAUUAAAACAAUAAUUACAUUUUUUCUUAUAUUUUUCUUCAUAUGCAAGCAAUUUUAAUUCUUUUUGUAUAUAGUUAGGAAUUUUAAAAGCAUACUUUUCUUACUGAAAGUGACUGAUUAUAUCUUACAGAAAAACCUUCUCAGAAACAUUUUUGUAAAAUGGAAGAAGUUUUCUGCAUCUGCUGCUUAAAUAAACAGUCCUCUGUGUAUAUUUUUAUACAAUUGAUAUAAAUUGUCAUGAGGUAUCAUUACAGCCCUGCUGAAAAAUGUCCCACUCUCAAUCAUGUGUUUGUUAUUCCAUGACACGGAAGUGAUCAGAAUAUGUGAGGAAGUGUGACACAUUCUUCAUUUAGAUACAUGCAUGCACUUUACAAAACGCUUUCACAUAAUAAAUAUGAGAGAAAAACAUCAUGUUGUCUUCUUUUUCAUGCAAACAUCACCACUAUGCAACCUGAUGCAUCUUUACAAAUGUAACGCUUUGAUAUAAAUCCAUAGCUGACUUUUCAGGUCAGAUCUAUUUAAAUAAAUUGUCCUAAAUAAAAGCGUUGAGUUGUUUGAAGCCUGUCAGGAGUCCUUCUUACACGUCCAGGGUCCAUACUCCUCACAGUCUGCAGCAAAGAGACUCCCACCUCCUCUCAGGUCUGCACAGUCCCUGUGGUUCGCAUCCCACUCUACAGUCAGACUAUAGAAAACACAACAGAUCUCAACAUUUGCUCCAAAAUAUAAGGAUAUUCAAAAGAAAGUUGAUUAUUUAUGAAAUAAUUAGACAUGAG